Messenger RNA from Ceutorhynchus assimilis (cabbage seed weevil), 768 nucleotides. NCBI's taxonomy places the organism in Eukaryota, Metazoa, Arthropoda, Insecta, Coleoptera, Curculionidae. The record is from the annotation of a GenBank genome assembly.
AUGUACAAACUGUUAACUGAACAAAACAAUGCACAAACCCAAAAGUUAACAAAGCAAAUACAAGAAAGUGAAUCGAAUGUUACAAGGAAAUUUAAUUCAUUUAAUCGGAAAAUAGAAAAAAUACACGAAAAGAACGUUUCUUUUGAACGCAAAAUCAGACGUAACAACAUUUUACUCUUUGGAUUUAAUUCUGAAAAUUGCAACAGCCUAAUAAAGGACACCCUUGCCAAGCUUAACGAACUUUUCGGCACAAACAUUAGAGAAUCCGAUAUAAAUAACUUAUAUAAAUUGGGAAGAAAGGGAGACUCACCAAUUCUUAUUGAGUUUCUGUCGUAUUUGAAAAAGUCCGAACUAUUCAAAGACGCAGAAAAGCUUAGAGCCCUUAAAAACACAGGUUACGCCAUUUCUAAUGACUUGUGCAACGAAGACAGGGAAGAGCUUAAAAUUAUAAAAAAACAUUUUAAGAAAGCUAGGGACGAAGAGAAGCAAGUUAAAAUAAAAGGAUUAACUUUGGAACUAGAGGGAAAGAUUUAUACCGCAAAACAACUAGAACAGUCGGACACUGAUACAGACUCUGGUGGGUCGAACAAUUAUUCAGAACCAUCAUCCUUGGAAGAGGAGGAGGAAGAAGUAAUCGAAGAGGAGUAUAGGAACAAGACCAAUAAAACAGAAGAGUGUCGUCCAGAAAAAGCCAAAAAGAAACGAAAGAAAAGCAAAACUCCCAGUCCAAUUGGCGCUCACACCAGAUCUAAUAAAAAAAGAAGAUAA